Mugil cephalus (flathead mullet) is the source of this 2150-nucleotide messenger RNA. It is a transcript of the gene wars1, whose product is annotated as tryptophan--tRNA ligase, cytoplasmic. Gene Ontology annotation, molecular function: ATP binding; tryptophan-tRNA ligase activity. The record is from RefSeq and is a predicted model, not a curated record. Bases 174 to 1601 code for a protein of 475 amino acids. The transcript has 11 exons. Gene Ontology annotation, biological process: tryptophanyl-tRNA aminoacylation. NCBI's taxonomy places the organism in Eukaryota, Metazoa, Chordata, Actinopteri, Mugiliformes, Mugilidae. Gene Ontology annotation, cellular component: cytoplasm.
AAAUGUACACAAAAUAGUUUCUAAUGUCGCACUUUUGCGUGGAUUCUUUCGUUGCGGAACCUUUGAUUGGGCUCGUUUGCCUGGGAAGAAUUUAAUCGAAACACAGGCAGCUGAUGCAAGUUGAAUGAGUGAGCUGUCAACUGAAUGUGAAGAAUAUUUUACGUGUGAAGACGAUGGCAGACUGUCAAGAAGUGGAAGGAGCCAAGAGUCCUAUGGAGCUGUACGAGAAGCUGAAUGCACAAGGAGAAAAAGUCAGGUCGUUGAAAACGGCUAAAGCAGAGAAAGCUGAAAUCGAUGCUGCCGUCCAGCAGCUUCUGAAGUUGAAACUGGACUACAAACAGAUUACAGGUCAGGAUUAUAAAGCAGGAUGUCCGCCUUCAGAAAACUUGGUUGCCCCCGACAAUGGCCCAGCAGCAGAUGGCGCUGGUGACGAAGACACAGUUGACCCGUGGAAUGUUUCUACCACCAAUGCCAAAGGAGUAGAUUAUGACAAACUCAUAGUGAGGUUCGGCAGCAGUAAAAUUGACAAGGAACUGGUGGACAGAAUAGAAAAAGUUUCGGGACAGACACCUCAUCGCUUUCUACGGAGAGGAAUCUUCUUCUCACACAGAGACAUGCAUCAGGUACUGGAUGCCUAUGAGAAACACAAGUCCUUCUACCUUUACACGGGCAGAGGUCCGUCCUCCCAGGCCAUGCACGUUGGUCACCUCAUCCCCUUCAUCUUCACCAAGUGGCUUCAGGAUGUGUUUGACAUCCCUCUGGUGAUUCAGUUGACUGAUGAUGAGAAAUACCUGUGGAAGGAUCUAACACUUGAAGAAUGUCACCAGUUCGCCGUGGAAAAUGCCAGGGACAUCAUCGCAUGUGGCUUUGAUGUCAACAAGACCUUCAUCUUCUCUGACCUCGACUACAUGGGUGCAUCUCCUGAAUUCUACAGAAACGUGGUAAAGAUCCAGAAGCAUGUGACAUUUAACCAGGUUAAAGGCAUCUUCGGCUUCACAGACAGCGACUGCAUUGGAAAGAUCAGCUUCCCAGCCAUCCAGGCAGCCCCAUCCUUCAGUAACUCUUUCCCACAGAUCUUUGGCGCCAAAAAGGACAUACAGUGUCUCAUCCCCUGCGCCAUAGACCAGGACCCCUACUUCAGGAUGACCCGCGAUGUUGCUCCAAGGAUCGGCUAUCCAAAGCCAGCCCUGCUGCACUCCACCUUCUUCCCCGCCCUGCAGGGGGCACAGACCAAGAUGAGCGCCAGUGACGCCAACUCGUCCAUCUUCCUCACUGACACGCCCAAGCAGAUCAAAAAUAAGGUCAACAAACACGCUUUCUCGGGGGGAAAAGACACAGUGGAAGAGCACAGGAAGUACGGCGGUAACCCAGAUGUAGACGUCUCAUUCAUGUACCUGACCUUCUUCCUGGAGGAUGAUGAACAACUGGAGAAGAUCAGACAGGACUACGCAAGUGGAGCUCUCCUAACAGGAGAACUGAAGAAGAUGUUGAUUGAGACUCUGCAGCCGAUGAUUGCCCAGCAUCAAGAGAAGCGCAAACAAGUCACAGACGAGAUGGUGCGGCAGUUCAUGACACCCAGGCCUUUAAAUUUUAAAUUCUAGCUCACUUCAGCGCCAGAGACACCACACCAUUUUAAGUCUUUGUCAAUGAGAAGAUGGACAUUUACAGUUUACCUCAGAACUGGAGACAAAUGGAAAUGUUAAUGUUACUCCUCCUGCUAAUUGAUUGUCUUGCUACGUGUCAGCUUCACACUGCAUCAAAUGCACAUGUUAAUCUUCAUGAGGUCUUUGCAUCUACAGUUCUGUCAACAGCGGAAGUCCAAUAAAGCAGAGUACAAAUGAGUAUUCUGACAGAACCUGCUCAAUGACAGACAUCAACACCACCACUGUACGCAUCCACUUCAUCCAUCCGAAUCUUGAUUUACUUGUUAGAAGCUGACUUCUUAACUGCAUCUAUCAAAAUCAGCUCUGUCCUAUACGGUGUUAAACAUGGGCAUAGUGAGGUAGCGUGAAUUAUAUUACAAAACAACCAUGUGAGGGUAUGUACAUUGCUCAAGGGAACUAAAUCAAACAAAUCUAAAUCCAGGGAACUUGUCUAAAUGAGUGAUUCAGCUUCAAAAACAUUAAACUAUGCUUGAAUAGCGCACAAAA